Messenger RNA from Rotaria sordida, 1188 nucleotides. The record is from the annotation of a GenBank genome assembly. NCBI's taxonomy places the organism in Eukaryota, Metazoa, Rotifera, Eurotatoria, Philodinida, Philodinidae.
AUGAGAUCAUUAUUAGUUGAUAAUGGUGGUAUUUAUAAUCAAAUAUUAAUUAAUUUUCAAAAUCCAAUCAUUCAUACAAUUAUUCCAUUUGUACGACAUUUAAAAUUAUAUAUAGAUGUUUAUAAUCAACAAUGGAUUCAUAUGUCAUCAUUAAUUGUUAAUACUCUAUCUGAAUUAACUAUUCUUAUAAUUGAUAAUCAAUUUGAAUUUUAUAAUGGACAAUUAUUUAGUUCAUUAUUACAAAAUAUAUCAAAUAAUUGUCAUCUUCAUUUCUAUUUACAAUUUAUUCCAGAUAUAUAUAUAAUGAGAAGAGAUAUUGAUACACUUGCUCAAAGUUUUCAAAAUGAUUUUUAUAUACAACAUCAAUCAAAUGUAACAAUUGCUUAUUGUCGAAAUUUUCAAGUAGCCAAUGAUUGUCCAUUACUUAUUUAUACAUCACCAUUUUGUGCAUCAAAAAUUACAUUAAUUAAUAAUCAACAAAUAAUAGGUGUUUGUUCUGAUUAUACAAAUUUAACUCGAUUAAUAUUUGAUCCAUGUUUUCCAAAUUAUCCUAGUAUUGCUCCUUCAAAUAAUCCAAUAAAUUUUUUAUCGAAUUUAACAUCAUUAGAAUUAAUUCAUACACCUCGAUAUCAUUCGAAUCGAAUGAUGAUUCCAUCAAAUAUUAAUCUUCGACAAAUUAUUUCAAAUAUACGUCAUAUGCAUUUUCUUAGUGUUCAAUGUUCAUCUUAUUUAAUAAAAUAUGUUUUACCAUUAUAUUCAUUUCAAUAUUUACGUUAUCUUGACAUAACUGACAAUGAUUUAAAUUGUUCUAUUUUAUGUGAUAUUCUUCAUGAAAGUAAUUUUUGUGCAAAUAUUUUUCAUUUGAAUAUAUCCGGUUUAUGUCGUCUAAAAGAUACACAUAUUAGAGAAAUUAGUAAAAAAUUUUCUAAACUUCAAACAUUACAAUUUCCUAUGAAGUUUAUAUCAUCAUUUAAUGAACAACUUGAUACAAUAGGUCAAUUUAUUUUAAUUAAAAUGCGUUUACAUUUACAUUAUGUACGUAUUUAUUUUCAACAUGAACAUUUAUUAGUUAUGUCAAUGACACCAAGUGAAAAUCAAUUAAGCGAAUGGUUAGGUUAUAAUCAAAAACGAUUAUUACAUGUACAAGCUAUUGAACUUAAUCGAAAUGAAUUAUCUGCUUGGAUGUAA